Epinephelus fuscoguttatus (brown-marbled grouper) is the source of this 4462-nucleotide messenger RNA. RefSeq names its product phosphoinositide-3-kinase, regulatory subunit 5 (gene pik3r5). The transcript has 18 exons. Gene Ontology annotation, biological process: G protein-coupled receptor signaling pathway; positive regulation of MAP kinase activity. Lineage: Eukaryota; Metazoa; Chordata; Actinopteri; Perciformes; Serranidae. The coding region runs from base 322 to 2994 and encodes 890 amino acids. Gene Ontology annotation, cellular component: phosphatidylinositol 3-kinase complex, class IB. The record is from RefSeq and is a predicted model, not a curated record. Gene Ontology annotation, molecular function: 1-phosphatidylinositol-3-kinase regulator activity.
CAGCCUCCCUCAUUGUGCUCACAUGCACCUCUCUCAUACACUUCCUGUUUGUGAGGCACAGUGUGUGUGUGUGAAGCGCAGAAGUCUUUGAGCGCAGCAGUGAGCUACAACCAGAUACCAGCGGAUGAUUUCACGCUUGUUUCGCUGCGCUGCUCCGCCGUGCCCAGGAUGUGGGUUCGUCUGUUAAACCGUGAUGUGCGUGGUGAAUGAAUGGCAGUCGCACUGAGCUGGAGACACUUUGCCUUGGAUUCUUUGGACUCUUUAGACACAUUCAGAGGGUAUGGAUGCUGGACAGUAAACUGCAGAACCUGAGCGGUGAAGAUGCAGCACACCUCGUGCACAGAGGACAGGAUCCAGCAUGCUCUGGACAGGUGUCUGGACGGGCUGAGACGAAGUCCCACAGCAGCGCACCACUGGAACGUGCUAAUGUGCUCGGCGGGCCAGUCAAUGAACCGCUGGAGCCUGGAAGAGCUGGUGAAGAGGGACCCUGAGAACUUCCUCAUCCUAUUACAACAGAUCAUCAGGAAGACCCGAGAGGUUCAGGAGCAGUGUCAGUAUGAGCUGGUGGCUCCCCUCGCUAUCAUGUUCUCCUCCACAUUGCUUCAGACGCCAUACUGUCCUCCAGACACAGAGCUGCUGGAGGAAGCUGUUGAGGUGUUUCGCUGCUUCCUCACCUGGCCAGAGCCUUACUGCAGUGUGUGUAAAAACCUCCUCUCCACACUACAGCAGGAGAUCAAGGCCCCAGGGAUUUCCUAUCAGAGACUGGUGAGAGAAGAACAGGGCCUUAACACCUCCAGCCAGUGCUCCAAGACCAUGACUGUACUGCUGAUGAACCCAUGUGAGGUGCCCGCUGACUUUCUCUCAGUGGCUGAGCAGCUCAGUCACAUUCACCACUCGCAGAAAGAGACCUACAUCACCCUGAUCAAACAUGCCUUCCAGUCCACACUAGGCACCAAGUACCCUCUACAUAGCAUCCAUAAAGUCCUGCAGGAAAAAACGGUUAGUGAAUUGGAGGAGCUCUUCUCUGCUGUAAGUGAUGUCUUAGAGACGGCUGCUGCCAUGAGUGAUGCUCUGAAGGGCCGCGAUCAUGUGAUUCAGGGACUUGAGCAAUUAAGGAAGAGCAUGAGAAUUCCAGCAUCCAACGGAAGAAAGUCUGAUGGAAUGCUACAAACUCUGCCCAUGCCUACAGCCAAGUGUUACAUGUUUCACUGGGAAAAGGAUAACUUUGAUGUUCUGAACACCCUUUUGGAGCAUGACCCUGAUGGGCAAGCUGAGGAGGAAGAGGAUGUAGACAUUUAUUAUGAGGAGGAGGGUGUAGCAGAGAUUGAUGCAGAAUUAGAGGAGGAGGAAGAAGACAAAGAAGAGGAUGAACACGGAGUAGAAUUGCCUUCAAUGUCUAUGAUCCGUAAUGGCUACAGUGCCAACCAUCGUGCCUCCACCUUCUCCACCAUCUCCUCCCUGUCCACUGCCUCCAAAGACUCCAUGUUCUCCACCUUGUCCGUAGCCUCAGAGUCCUACGCUCCGUCCCUCUUCUCCGUGACUUCUGCUGGUGACAGUGACUACUUUGAAGAUUCAGAUGACUAUAUCUGCUCCUCUCCUGUUGCUGAUAAAUGUUCACCAAAAUCUAUCAACAAAGCAUCAGUUCGGCUCAGCCAGCACUUGUAUCGGCUCUUCAUCAAACCCAAGAGCCCUCGGUCACUGUCACGAGCCAAAAGCUUAGGAAACACGGAAUCAAAAGACCUUUUAAUGGUGCGAGAGAAGCGCUCCAACUCUCUACCACAGCAAGUCAAGUUACGCAGUCCUGAGCCCUUCCUCCAGCCAUUAAGUCAAACUCUCAGACAUGUCUGCUUCCGAAGGAGGCCCAUUCUCAGCAGCGAUGAGGACAGUAAGAAUACUACGCUGAGGGUGGUGGUGUUUGGUGCUGAUCAUGUAGCGGGGAAGGUGGCCCGAGCCUACAACAGCCUGAGGAGGAAGGAGAGUGCGUGCCCGCGUCUCAGUAGGGCCUUCAAACUUCAGUUCUACUUUGUGCCUGUGAAGAGAGACUCAGCAGCAGGGCCAGGAAGUCUGAGGUCUCCCAGUCCUGUGGUUCAAAGUUCUCCAAAGGGAGCAUCGGUGCUUAAUGAUCUUCACCUCGCGAGCACAGGGGACAGCACUAACGAUAUUGCCCACCUCCUGGGUAUGUUGGACCCUUGGUACGAAAGAAACACCCUUAGUCUGCUUAAGUUACCCGCCAACGUCGUCUGCCAGCAAACCUCAAAGACGGAGUCAGAGUCAUAUGAUAGUUCUUAUGAGAAACGUCUUCCCAUCCUGGCUGACUUGGUCCUGUACUACUGCCGCUAUGCUGUCCGGCCUGCUCUGAUCCAGCUCUAUCAGGCUGAGUUGACAUUAGCUUGUGGAGAGAGGAGGACCGAAGUGUUCGUCCACUCCCUAGAGUUGGGUCACACUGCUGGAACGCGAGCCAUCAAGGCUAUGGGUGCUGCCAGUAAACGGUUUGGUAUUGACGGUGACCGAGAAGCAGUGCCUCUCAUGUUGGAAGUGGUGUACAACAGGGUGGUGAUUAGUGGGAGAAGUCAAUGGAAAAGAGAAACCAAAGUCUGUACUUCAGUGAACUUGACAAAAGCAUGCAAGAAUCCCGAGGAACUAGACUCAAAGAUGGAGUGUCUGCAGCUCACGAUGACUGAGGUCCUGAAGAGACAGAACUGUAAAAGCAAGAAGGGCUACAACCAGCAGCUGAGUGUGACAGAGGUAAAGGUGGACAAGGUGCAGGUCAGUGGUGCUGGAAACACAACCUUUGCUGUAUGUCUGGACCAGGAUGAGAAAAAAGUACUGCAGAGCGUCACCAGAUGUGACAUAUCAGUGUGCUAUAAACCUGACAGCUCCACUGACUGGAGGUUAAGAAAAAUUCCGACCUCAGCCCAAAUCCAGCCUCUCAACCCCACCUUCUGCUCCCUCCUCUGCCUGCCCAUCCUCACUUUUAGUGGGGCUCUUCCCUGAGUCUGCUGACCGCUGGUUUGGAUGGUUUGAAAGGAAAAAUUCUGUGUAUUUAUUUAUGCUCUGAAUAACAGACACUGACUGCAUAAUAAAAGUGCACAGGACAUACAGUUUCUCCAUUUCCGCAUGGUGUCAUGAAACUGCUGUGGUUGAGUUCACAAGAUGGCAGCCUCAAACAGCAGUGGGUCGCAUCUGUUGGAAACACAAGAACCUGUGCAGAAGGGGUAAUCAAGAAGGGGAAUACCUGGCCUGUGAUCAUUAAGACAAGUACAUACCAAAGAACCUGAGAAACGGAGAAUGACAAGAUACUAUAGUUCUACACCAUAGUUGAUGUUAAGUUCAGCUAUCUCUGUACAACACAACCAUUCACUGUUGUUAAGGAAGCUCUUCAAGUUUCACAGGUAUCCACAGGUUUCAGUUCCUCUUUUCCUCCUGACAAAGAAGUGGCCUUCCCCAUGGUAAGAUUAGAAUGUAAUUUGGUUAAACAGGGUGAAUCUACAGUACAGGAUCUCCGUUCAGACGGCACCCAAACUGGAAACACCAGUUUGUUGUAAUAAGCCGAGAGAUGGAAUAUAAAAAUGUCAACACCAUCUUGGAGUCGAAGUUUGAGAACUCUUUCCUGGAUCAGCUGACAUGGACAUGUCAGACCAGGGGGAAUUUGACGCCUGUCGACAAUACUGUACUAUGUAAUGCCUCCAUCAAGGGUGAUCAUGGGACUUUGUGACUAUAUAUGAGAAUGGACACUAUGGACUUACACAAUAUGUAAAUAAUAUGUUUGUAAAAUAUUGUAUUGUAUACUAUAACUUGAAUGUUGCACCAUAACGUUUUGUCUGUUAAACAUGGGCUUUAAUGAUAACAUUUCUCCUAAGGAGUUACAAUGCAGUCACUGUUUUAACUGGAGUUAUAAAUUUGACCAGCAGGGGGCUCUGUUGACAUUCCUACUGACUUCAGCUCAUGUACAGAGAGUUGAUGAUACUUGUAAAGUCUCACUUUGUAAAAACUGUAUUGGAAUUGAUGUAUAGAACAUAUUUUGGCUCUUGCAAAGUGCUAACCUUUAUUUCAUCAAGGGCACAGAUGGAAGAUAUGAAUUUGAUAUUGUGGUGCUAAAAAUAUCUUUAUCUUUAAAAAAAAAAGACUAUUUCAUUGCACUUUGCAUACUGUUUUCUACUGUAUGACACACACACACACACACACACAUAGUCAUAGUUAUGUUGCUGUAAGGGGAUAAUCCCCAGACAACCUGACCGAGUCUGAAAUAGCAUCACUGCACAUUAUCAUAUUAUGUUAUAUUAUAUGGAUUUGAAGCACUUGAACAUUAGAUUAAUGAAUUAGGUACUUUUAUGUUCACAUUAAUGCCCUACUUGCCUUCUCUGAUGGAAAUACUGCAAUAAUGUUUUGUUUUUUUUUAAAUAAUUGUAUGUGUAUCAUCUAUGUAUUGGAUACAUCUGAAAUCCAGUCUUCAUUAAAAUCA